Molecule: messenger RNA, 1960 nt
Organism: Arachis duranensis
Lineage: Eukaryota; Viridiplantae; Streptophyta; Magnoliopsida; Fabales; Fabaceae
Product: heat stress transcription factor A-2
Exons: 3
Coding region: 102-1412 (436 amino acids)
Biological process (GO): regulation of transcription by RNA polymerase II
Cellular component (GO): nucleus
Molecular function (GO): RNA polymerase II cis-regulatory region sequence-specific DNA binding; DNA-binding transcription factor activity
Source: RefSeq, a predicted model, not a curated record
ACUUUUCUUAAUCUCUCACUCACUCUCAUCACUACCUUUACUCUACUCUCAACUCCAAUCCCUCAAAAACCGACAAACCACAAUUUCAACCAACUUCUAAGAUGGUGCUGCUUGCUCACGCUGGAAGCGGUGGCGGCCAGGCUUGCUCACCGCCACAGUUCAACAAAGCUAUUGCGGAAGAAAAACCAGUGGAAAUGGUGAGAGUCAAAUCAGAGCAAGUGACGUCUUCCUGCCGCUUCUUGCAGCAAAACGACGACGUUUCAAGCGACGAGUCUGAUAAGAAGAAGAGCAACUCGGAAGUGACGGAAGAAGAAGAGCCUCGCGUCAAAGAGGAGGUUGCUGAUGACGGCGCCGUUAACGUGUCGUCAUCUUCGUCGUCGGUGGAGUUGCCGAAACCGAUGGAAGGGCUUAACGAGGCGGGUCCGCCACCGUUUCUAAGGAAGACGUACGAGAUGGUGGAUGAUCCGGAAACCGACCCGAUUGUUUCGUGGAGCGAGAACCGCGAUAGCUUCAUCGUUUGGGAGUCUCACGAGUUCGCCAAAGUGCUUCUUCCAAAGUAUUUCAAGCACAGCAACUUCUCCAGCUUCAUUCGCCAGCUCAAUACCUAUGGCUUUAGGAAGGUUGAUUCAGAUCGUUGGGAGUUUGCAAACGAAGGAUUCCAAGGAGGGAAGAAGCAUUUGCUGAAGAACAUAAGGAGGAGAAGCAAGUACAACAAACUGCAUCAAGGAGCUUUCAUCGACCCAGCUAAGCCUUGCCUUGAGGCUGAAGUUGAGAAGCUGAAGGAGGACCAAAACAUACUCAAACUUGAAAUUCUGAAGCUGAGACAACAGCAAGAAAGUUCCCACGUUCAUAUCUCAAGCGUUCAGGACCGGAUUCAGAACGUCCAGACGAAGCAGUAUCAGAUGAUAUAUUUCCUCACCAGAAUGGCCAGAAAGCCAGCCUUUGUGGAACAGCUCCUCCAAAAGAUUAAGAGGAAGAGGGAGCUCGAUGGCACCGACAUGCUCAAGAGGCGCAGAUUGCUGGAACCAACGCCUAGUGUUGAUUAUAGAUGCCAACAAGGUCAUCAACAAUUGUCUACAUUGCAAUCUGAACUUGAUGGACUAUUGUCUGAAAAUGUGAUGAGCACUAGCAAUAAGAUAGAGCAAACUGUUCCUUCUCCUCUGGAAGGUGAGUUAUGCAACAAGGUACAAGGCUUGAGAAGCUAUGGUUUUUCAAGGGGUGGUGAUGUACCUUCUGCUUAUCAUGCCAUGACAGAGAACCUAUUGGGGGAAAAUAAUGGUGGUGCUGAUGAAGAACUUGAUGUGAAUGACUCAAAUAUUUAUCUUGAGUUGGAGGAUUUGAUUACUAAGCCAACAGAUUGGGUUGGUUCUGCAUCUGCAUCUGCUGGUGGCUUGGUGGGGCAAACUAGUUGAAUCUUUACAUAAAUGAAUGCCGUGACAAUGGUUGCAAGAGGGUGUUUGUGCACAUCUCUACUACAACCAAAAGAAGAAGAGCUCAAUAUUUUAAGGCUCUUCAAUUGCUAGCUUUCAAAAGCAGUGAUCACAUGACUCCGAUCCUUGUGUUUCCUUUGUUUCCUUGGUGUUAGGACUCAGUUAUUGGUGUAGGAAUUCACAUAUGAGCCUGUUCAUACCUUAGCCUCGUAUGUUGGAAGUAGGUCCUAAUUAAUAACCUCUGAUGUAAUAUACUAGAGAAUGCUGUUGUAAAUUUUAGUAGCUUGGUUUACUAAAGGAUGUAAUAAUGGAGAUGGAAAAAAACGCUGACUAGUUUAAGUUGCUACUGCUGCACAAGUAAACCUCCAAAUCCACUGUAAUAAUGCAACAAAUGUAACACAAGACAAGGAUUUACGUAUCCAUGUAACUAUUCUAGAGUGUCAACGAAAAUCACAAUGUCCUCCAAUAUUUUGAUGGAGACAAAUGUACUCUCAAACAAAUAUAAGAUCAAAUUAGGUGUGAAUAAAGAA